Messenger RNA from Myzus persicae (green peach aphid), 2439 nucleotides. RefSeq lists its product as uncharacterized. Bases 99 to 914 code for a protein of 271 amino acids. The record is from RefSeq and is a predicted model, not a curated record. The transcript has 3 exons. NCBI's taxonomy places the organism in Eukaryota, Metazoa, Arthropoda, Insecta, Hemiptera, Aphididae.
GAUUCACGUCGUGUUUCGAACCCGCAGGACACAGGUACGCGUUCGACUGGCGCGUUGUGCCCGUUUGGCUGGCGUACGCAGCGCUGGACGCGUUCAUCAUGUACUACAACUACCUGGAAGCUUCCGGUUACGUUGGCGCGUCGUUCCGGAAGUGUUUCGAGGAGUCUUACUGCUUCGCCGUCAUCGAGCUGGCCAACCGGAACCUGGGGCCGUUCUCAGCGCUGGCGUGCACCAUGUUCUACGGGCGCCGGCACAAGGCGGCCGCGCUGGCCGGCACCGAGCGCGUGUUGGCGUUCAUCCGGGACACGGACCGGGACGCGGCCACGAAACACAGCUCGGCCCCGCUAUUGUCACCGGCCGUCAAGUACUACUCGGCCGCGUUGAUGGCCGCGUACACUGCGUGCUUGUGGCUGUACACGGCGGCCGUGCCGGUGACCGUCAUCUUUCCGUAUUGCGUCAACGCGCUGGGCCAGACGGCCGUCUACAACCUGGUCACGUUUCAGUACAACGUGCUGGGCAAUGGUUACGCGCGCAUCGAUCGGCUGCUAGAGAAGUCCGUGGACGCGGGGGGCCAUCGCCGCCGCCGGCCACUGGCCGCGCGCGUGGCUCGGCUGGCCCGAGCGUCCGACGACUUUGGCCGGCAGGUGGGCCACCUCAACCGGGCGUACGCGAUGACUCUGUUGCUCAAGUGGCCGUACAGCGUGGUCCGCAUCACCAUGGUCGUGUUCCGCAUCAUCGAGCUGUCGGCCACCGUGCAGGAUGGCCGUCCGUUCGCCCGCGUGGCCGUCGUGCUGAUCGUCGAACACGUGGGCGAGAUACUCCUGUUCCUGGUGCAACUGUCGUAUUUCUGCUACACUGGCGCCCGUUUGUCCGGCCAGGCACGUGUUUUGCACUUGUAUAACGACAAUAACUAGUGGCUGAGAUUGUAACACCCUAAAAAAUCUCAACAAAUUACUAAAAAACACUCAAAAAAUGCAUUAUAGAAAUUAAUGCAAUUAUGAAAAAUAUAAACAAGUGUAUUUUGAAUUUUUUAAAUAAGUAGUAUCAUGAAUUUACAAAACAUAUGUACAGAUAACUAGAUCUCAUCGACUUGUUUCACCGUACACUUCAUCUAGACUCGUUAUCUAGGUUUUGACAUUUAAACUGGGUAUAAGUUCUUGUUGUCCAAGAAUAUAAUACAAAUUACGAGCACCUACCUUAUAAUCUGUUAUAUUUAUAUUAAAAUUAAAAAUCAUUUCGUAGUGUAAGAAUCUUAAAAUAGAAUUUCAAAUUCAUAUUUUUUCUCAAGAAUUCAAAAAAUUCUCCAACAACUGUGAAAUGUCCUAAAAAUUUAAGAAAAUUGACAAAAAUAUACGAAAUAAACUUUCUUAUUUGCAUUCAAAAAUAUGUGAAACACGUUGUUUAGUAAUGCGAAAUGCAUCGGAAUCCUAGUCCUAAAAAUAACAUAGUAGUUAUUAUUUUUCGUUAUUUUAUGUACUUUUGAUUUUGAAGAUUUACAAUAGUACUGCCUAUUAUUUACAAGGAAACAUAGUGAGGUAUAAUAAGAACGUUGCAACAAAUUUUUUUUAUCUUCUGGCUUUACUAUCGUAUGUGGUAAUGUAUCUACGGAAUGACGCUAUAGUGCACUAUAUCCGUGAGACAAGAGAAAUAGGUAACUUAUUAGUAUCUAUAAUGAUCAGUCAUCUCUGAACUUGUGUCAUAGACCACAUUAUAGUAUAAUGUGCUUAAAUGUGUCGUUCGAUACGUCAAAAAUGUGUACAAAAUUAAAUUAUGAAUAAUGAUCAUGGCUAGAAGGUACAUAAAAAAAUGCAAAAUUCUUAAAAAGACAUUGUUAAUUUAAUAUCAGUAAAUAUGGGGUUGUGUUGUUUAAGAUAACUUCCUGUCGUAAUAAUAUUUAAAAAUGGGUUAUACUAAUUACAAAAUUAUAUUAUCGCCUACAGGCGAACAGGACUGCAGCGAGUUUACAAAAAUUUAAACUCCACCAUGGAUCCCAUCUGGACUUGGAAGUUAAAAAAACGGUCGAAAUAUUUUGGAUACAGAUAAAUGCUAGAAAAAUACAUUCAACAAUUGGUGGAUUUGUUAUUGUUAAUAUGGACCUAAUGAAAGCUAUGUGUGGUAUCAUUGCAACAUAUUUUCUAGUUCUGAUUCAAUUCAAAAGUCAAAAAGGCAAAUCCAAACCAUUGUACCUCAUCUGGAAUUAGGUCAAUUAUUUAUUACCUAUAUAUAUUAUUUGUAGCUAUAAUAUGGCAAACUGUAUCAUUACAUAUAUGAAAAAUCAACAACUUGUGUUAUGUAUUCAGAAUUUAUGAAAUAUACAUACAACUGAAAACACAAACUCCUUAUAGCAUUAAAUAAUAUAAUAAUAAGUUUUCAAAUGUAUUUUUUUUUUAAAACAAUAAAUUGGUAAGUAAAAUAUUAAUGCAUGUAAAGUAACUUAAG